AUGAGGAAACAGAGCGGCAAGGAUGAUGAGUAUCAGUUUGCAUAUCUAAGCCGUCGAAUCAACAAACUGGAAUCAGUGCUCAAGCUCCUAGGAUUUAUCAAAGUGGUAGGAGAUAAAAUGAUAGCCAGCAGUGGGAAGGAUGAGGAAAUAGAAAAAUCUCACACCACGUGUCAAGCAAUCGGUGGCCGUAUCGCCACUCCCACAAAUGAAGCAGAGAACAAUGGCACCCUAUUCUUUUUGAAGAAAUAUAAUCAAUAUGCAUACAUCGGCUUGAAAGAGGGACCAGUACCUGGAAUCUUCCAUUAUCAUAAUGGAAUUCCUGCACUUUACACCCACUGGAGGAAGAAUGAACCCAGUGGCAAAGGGCAAGAAAAAUGUGUGGAAAUGUACACUGAUGGCCAAUGGAAUGAUAAGGGCUGCAACCAAAAACGCCUCACAGUUUGUGAACUCUAA
Molecule: messenger RNA, 453 nt
Organism: Nanorana parkeri
Lineage: Eukaryota; Metazoa; Chordata; Amphibia; Anura; Dicroglossidae
Product: pulmonary surfactant-associated protein A2-like
Exons: 3
Coding region: 1-453 (150 amino acids)
Molecular function (GO): signaling receptor activity
Source: RefSeq, a predicted model, not a curated record